AUGGUCGAAGUUUCACUCACCGUUGGCAAGCUUGAUGCUUCUCUUGCACUCUUGUUGACGAAAGACCACCACUUGAUUGAAUUCCCCACAGUUUUAUUGCCCAAUGGCGUGAAGGCCGGCUCCAUAGUUAAGAUUAGCUGUGAGCGUGACUUGGAGACCGAGAUCGAGGAGCACAGGAGGUUUUUGGCAGUGCAGGAUGAGAUUCUCGAGACUUUCGGUAAGAAUCUUCCCCAGGCGCCCUUGUUGAGGAUCAAAAACGUCACGCAGACUUCGUGUGUCUUGGAAUGGGACCCGUUAGAUCUCGGCACCGCCACUUUGAAGAGCUUGACUCUUUUCAAAGACGGCAAGAAACUCGGGGCUAUCCCCCAGCCAUUGAGCAACCGCACCACAAAGCUCUCGGGAUUGCCCAUUGAAAAGAGCUUCAAGUUCCAGCUAAAAUUGGACUCCACAGCAGGCGUAUACACGUCCGACAUUGUCGAAGUGACGACCCACAAGAUGACGGAUUUGUCUGGGAUCCAGGUAUGUUUGGGUGACAUAGCCCCCAACGACCAAUUCACGUUGGACGAUAUCCAGCAGGCUUUGGUCAACAUGGGCGCUCAUCAUCCUGCUCUGGACAAGAUGAAGGUGGAAACCACGCAUUUUGUAACCACUCGCGAGAACAAACAGAACCCAGAGUUCAUGAAGGCAAAUGACAUGAACAUCCCUAUAAUCCGACCCGAGUGGUUGAAGGCGUGCGAGAGAGAGAGAAGAAUCGUCGGAGUGCGCGACUUCUAUGUCAAAGACUGCGUUCUUCCGGAUAUACUCGCCAAGAACUACUGGCUGAAGCCCGCCUCAUCG
Molecule: messenger RNA, 837 nt
Organism: Metschnikowia bicuspidata var. bicuspidata NRRL YB-4993
Lineage: Eukaryota; Fungi; Ascomycota; Pichiomycetes; Serinales; Metschnikowiaceae
Gene: CHS5
Product: Chs5p
Exons: 1
Biological process (GO): conjugation with cellular fusion; Golgi to plasma membrane transport
Cellular component (GO): trans-Golgi network; exomer complex
Molecular function (GO): protein dimerization activity
Source: RefSeq, a predicted model, not a curated record